This is a messenger RNA of Helianthus annuus (common sunflower), 2562 nucleotides long. Its product is annotated as isoamylase 1, chloroplastic. Gene Ontology annotation, biological process: carbohydrate metabolic process. The transcript has 17 exons. Bases 74 to 2443 code for a protein of 789 amino acids. The record is from RefSeq and is a predicted model, not a curated record. Gene Ontology annotation, molecular function: hydrolase activity, hydrolyzing O-glycosyl compounds. Lineage: Eukaryota; Viridiplantae; Streptophyta; Magnoliopsida; Asterales; Asteraceae.
AUACAUUCAUUCUUUAACCCUGACUCAUCUCUGCAACUGACUCGAAUCUCGAAGCAUUUCGCAUGCUUCUGCAAUGGAGAAACUUCUCCGAUCCACUUCCUACUCUCUAUUUCACACUCCAAAACUCACUUCUACUCACACUUUCCAAUUCACAAACCCUAACUUUCACAUCAACUUUCAAACAAGCCAGAGAAACACCAAUGCUGCCGUAGCGGUUAAUGCAGGCGACGCCGGAGAAUUGGAUACGGCGGUCGUCGAGAAGGAGAAACCGCCACCGUCGCCGCGCCGCUUUCAAAUUCUGCGAGGUAAUCCGACGCCGUUUGGUGCUACGGUGCUUCAGGAUGGUGUCAAUUUCGCCAUUUAUUCGCAUAAUGCCACUUCUGCGACUCUGUGCUUGAUGACUCCCUCUGAUUUGCCUCAGAAAAGAAUUACUGAGGAGAUACCUCUGGAUCAACUUACCAAUAAGACCGGAGAUGUAUGGCAUGUGUUUCUAAAGGGAGAUUUCACAGACAUGCUCUAUGGAUACAAAUUUGAUGGAGAGUUUUGUCCUGAGGAAGGGCAUUAUUAUGAUUCUUCACAGAUCUUGUUAGAUCCGUAUGCUAAAGCUGUUGUAAGCAGGGGGGAGUUUGGUGUUCUGGGACCUGAUGAUGAUUGCUGGAGCCAAAUGGCUGGCAGAAUUCCUUCUGUUGAUGAGUUUGACUGGGAAGGAGACCUACCUCUGGCAUUUGCACAAAGAGAUCUGGUAAUUUAUGAAAUGCAUGUUCGUGGAUUUACAAGACACGAGUCCAGCAAGACAGAAUCUCGUGGCACUUACCUUGGUGUAGUGGACAAACUCGAUCAUUUGAAGGAACUUGGUGUCAACUGCAUAGAGUUAAUGCCAUGUCAUGAGUUCAAUGAGCUGGAAUACUUCAGCUACAAUCCUGUAUUGGGCGACUAUAGGUUAAACUACUGGGGAUAUUCAACCGUCAACUACUUCUCACCAAUGUCAAGAUAUGCAUCUGCUGGUGCUCGUAACUGUGGCAUUAAUGCAAUAAAUGAGUUCAAACAGCUUGUUAAAGAGGCACACAAACGUGGAAUUGAGGUGCUCAUGGAUGUGGUUUUCAAUCAUACCGCUGAAGGGAAUGAGAAUGGCCCCAUAUUAUCUUUUCGUGGUGUUGAUAACAGCGUCUUCUAUAUGCUUGCACCUAAGGGAGAGUUUUACAACUAUUCAGGUUGUGGAAACACCUUCAACUGCAACCAUCCAGUCGUUCGCCAGUUCAUAGUAGAUACUCUGAGAUAUUGGGUAACAGAGAUGCAUGUAGAUGGAUUUCGCUUUGACCUUGCUUCUAUCUUAACACGAGGCAGCAGCCUCUGGGAUUCAGUAAAUGUGUAUGGGAAUCAGCUAGAAGAUGAUUUGCUGACAACUGGCUCACCCCUCAGCAGCCCACCACUGAUUGACAUGAUUAGCAAUGAUCCAAUACUACGAGGAGUUAAGCUUAUAGCUGAAGCAUGGGACUGUGGAGGGCUUUACCAAGUUGGCGCGUUUCCUCAUUGGGGCAUUUGGUCAGAAUGGAAUGGAAAGUAUCGGGAUACAGUAAGGCAGUUCAUCAAGGGGACAGAUGGAUUUUCUGGUGCUUUUGCUGAAUGCCUUUGUGGGAGCCCAAACCUAUACCAGGAAGGUGGUAGGAAACCCUGGAACAGUAUAAACUUCAUAUGCGCUCAUGAUGGCUUUACCCUUGCCGACUUGGUUACAUACAACGACAAACAUAAUCUCGCAAAUGGAGAAGACAAUAAAGACGGGGAUAGUCACAAUAACAGUUGGAAUUGCGGACAGGAGGGAGAAUUUGUUAGCAUCUCGGUAAAGAGGUUGAGGAAACGACAAAUGAGAAACUUCUUCCUUUGUCUAAUGGUUUCACAGGGUGUACCCAUGAUACAUAUGGGUGAUGAAUAUGGUCACACAAAAGGGGGAAACAACAACACAUAUUGCCAUGAUAACCAUAUUAACUACUUCCAAUGGGAUAAGAAAGAAGAGUCUUCAUCUGACUUCUUCAGAUUUUCUCGUCUAAUAACCAAUUUCCGCCAUGAAUGCGAGUCACUUGGCUUAAACGACUUCCCAACAGCAGAAAGAUUGCAGUGGCAUGGACAUAUUCCCGAAACACCAGAUUGGUCUGAAACAAGUAGAUUUGUGGCCUUCACCAUGAAGGACUCGGUAAAAGGAGAAGUAUAUAUCGCGUUCAACACUAGUCAUUUACCUGUUACUAUUACGCUUCCUGAAAGACCGGGCUACAGGUGGGACCCAUUGGUGGACACCAGCAAGCCUGCACCGUUUGAUUUCUUAAGUCAUGAUGUCCCCGGAAGAGAGGUAGCCAUCAAACAGUAUGCACAUUUUCUUGAUGCCAAUUUAUACCCUAUGCUUAGUUAUUCUUCUAUAAUCUUGUUACUGACUCCCGACAUAACUGCUUAAUCUAAUGCGCGUAUCAUACACAAUAAUUAAUAAUCACACGUUCUAGAAGCAUGGAUGGAAAAGUCACAAUACUUUGUAUUUAAGUAUAUCAUUUUAAGGAAAUACGCUUCUCUCGUGUA